UUGGGCCUCGUGGUGCUCAAAGCUGCUUCGGCAGCGCUCCCGGGCAGCGCUCCGGUGUCGGGCCUCUGCGUGGUCGCCCCCCUUCUGAAUUCCCUUCAGAUCCAUCCGCCUUAGGGCGCGAACGAGCCCUUGGCCUCUGAGCGGGCCGCGGUUCUGCGCAGGCCUCCGUGUCCUUCCGCCGUUCCUGCAAGUUGCUGCGCAUCCUGGUUUGAGCCUCGGCGGCCGCCGUAGGCGCUGCCUGUCAGCUGCCGGCGCCUUUGUGAGGCAGCGGAAGCGGAGCGGGCGCCGCGGCCGAGGGGCGGCCGGGGCAGGGCGGCCGGGGCAGGAGCAGCCGCUGGGGCAGGAGCGGCCACUGCCAGUGUUUCAGCCAUGUCUGACAAAAGUGAACUGAAGGCGGAGCUGGAGCGCAAGAAGCAACGAUUAGCUCAGAUCAGAGAGGAGAAGAAAAGAAAGGAGGAAGAAAGAAAGAAAAAAGAAACUGAUCAGAAGAAAGAAGUUCUUCCUGUACAGGAAGAAUCUGAUCUUGAAAAGAAGAGAAGAGAAGCUGAAGCAUUACUUCAGAGCAUGGGGUUGACACCUGAGUCUCCUGUUGUCCCUCCUCCUACUUCUCCGUCUUCCAAAUCCGUGAGUACGCCAAGUGAGGCUGGAAGCCAGGACUCUGGUGAUGGCGCUGUUGGAUCUAGGACGCUGCAUUGGGAUACUGAUCCAUCAGUUCUUCAGCUCCACUCUGAUUCCGAUCUGGGACGUGGACCUGUUAAACUUGGAAUGGCCAAAGUUACACAAGUUGACUUUCCUCCUCGAGAAAUUGUUACAUAUACAAAGGAGACGCAAACACCUGUUAUGACUCAGCCAAAGGAAGAUGAAGAAGAUGAAGAUGAUGUGGUUGCACCAAAACCAUUAGUUGAACCUGAGGAAGAAAAAACUUUAAAAAAAGAGGAGGAGGAAGAAGCUGCCCCUCAUGAACUUACAGAAGAAGAAAAACAACAGAUUUUGCAUUCUGAAGAGUUUUUAAGUUUCUUUGACCACUCCACAAGGAUUGUUGAAAGAGCCCUUUCUGAGCAAAUCAACAUUUUCUUUGACUACAGUGGAAGAGACUUACAAGACAAAGAAGGAGAGAUUCAAGCAGGAGCAAAACUGUCCUUAAAUAGGCAGUUUUUUGAUGAACAUUGGUCAAAGCAUCGUGUUGUCACUUGUUUGGACUGGUCAUCUCAGUAUCCAGAAUUACUUGUUGCCUCUUACAACAACAAUGAGGAUGCACCUCAUGAGCCUGAUGGGGUGGCCCUUGUAUGGAAUAUGAAGUACAAGAAAACUACCCCAGAGUAUGUCUUUCACUGCCAGUCAGCAGUGAUGUCAGCAACAUUUGCAAAAUUUCAUCCCAAUCUCGUGGUUGGUGGCACAUACUCAGGCCAAAUAGUGCUGUGGGAUAAUCGCAGCAAUAAGAGAACCCCAGUGCAGAGAACUCCACUUUCAGCUGCUGCUCACACGCACCCAGUAUACUGUGUAAAUGUUGUUGGGACCCAGAAUGCUCAUAAUUUGAUUAGUAUCUCAACUGAUGGGAAAAUAUGCUCUUGGAGUCUGGACAUGCUUUCCCAGCCACAGGAUAGCAUGGAGCUGGUUCACAAACAGUCCAAGGCAGUGGCUGUUACUUGCAUGUCAUUCCCUGUUGGAGAUGUCAACAACUUUGUUGUUGGCAGUGAAGAAGGCUCCGUGUACACUGCGUGUCGUCAUGGCAGCAAAGCUGGAAUCAGUGAGAUGUUUGAAGGACACCACGGACCAAUCACAGGUAUCAACUGUCAUGCAGCAGUUGGACCUGUAGACUUCUCACAUCUUUUUGUCACCUCUUCUUUUGACUGGACAGUAAAGCUUUGGACGACUAAGAACAACAAACCUCUUUAUUCCUUUGAAGACAAUUCAGAUUAUGUUUAUGAUGUGAUGUGGUCUCCAACUCAUCCUGCCUUGUUUGCCUGUGUGGAUGGGACAGGCAGGCUUGACCUGUGGAAUCUCAACAAUGAUACUGAGGUGCCAACUGCAAGCAUUACUGUGGAGGGCAAUCCUGCUCUGAACCGUGUGAGAUGGACACAGUCGGGGAGAGAGAUUGCUGUCGGUGAUUCAGAGGGACAAAUAGUUAUAUAUGACGUGGGUGAGCAAAUUGCUGUUCCUCGCAGUGACGAGUGGACUCGAUUUGGCCGAACCCUGGCAGAAAUAAAUGCUAACAGAGCUGAUGCAGAAGAGGAAGCUGCAACCCGCAUACCAGCGUAGAUCUUUAAAAAUGGGCAGCAGUGGGAGACUUGGGAGUGAUUUGAUGCAAAUCUUAAAAGUGUAAGAAUGUGUCAGUUCAAACAAUAGCUUAGGGGAGGAAUAUAUGGAUUCAACCGUGGAUUUUAAAAUGUAUUAAGAUGACUGAAAAUCAGAUCUUGCAUUGUCACUUUUUAUAUAUAAAAUUACAAGCGCAUUCUUGGAUUUGUGCAACUUUUAAUACAGUUAACUUUGAUUUUGCAAGGAAGGACUUUUGCUGAAACACUAACCUGGUGUAAAUUUGCUUUGAGCUGAUAAAAUACCCACUUUUUAACAGUUACCUAUUUCUGAACAGUAAAGGUUGUGUUUCUAAACUAAACUUUCUCUAUUAUACAGACUAGCCUUCAUUAGGUAGUAAAUCUCUGAAGCAUUCUUUAAUUUGAACUCUUGAAAUUACCCAUGGAUAUGCAUGCAUAUGUUCCAAGUAAGUUUCACUGUUAAUAUAGCAGAUAAGCCUCAGACUCUGGUAGUGGGUAAUACAGUGAAUAAAAAUGUCUGUAGUUACAAAGUUAUUUGAUAAUUGGACCUGAAUUAAAGACAUAGUCAAUACCAAGUCCUUUGGUUUGAAUUGGUGCAUUAAAAAGUGAAACUGAUUCAUAAAUAAAUACUAUAUGAGCACUUGUCAGCUGUCCUGACUCCUAAUCUGUGUCCCUUUAGUAGAUUGAGAGUAGAAAGUUCUGGGAGCUGCUACUUUCAUUUUACUACACCCAUCAGAGUUGCUUUCUACUCCCAACCUCCACUUCCUAUUCAUGGCAAUCAGCCAAAAGGAAUAAGGUUACUGUUGUCAAUUUUUUCUUUUCCAAAGAAUAAGGAACUAGAUUUUACUUCAUUUCUAUAGCAUGAUGAUUUGCAUUCUGUAAACUACAGACUUGCUAAUAAUUUUUCAUAUUAAGAUAAAUAAAUAUGUUUUGAUUGCUUUUUUAAAUUUUUUAUUGAAAAGCAAAACCUCUUAAUGGCCUUAAGCAGAAUGGUUGGAAUUUCUGUUAAAGGUUAAUUUUUUUUAGUACUUCUUUUUUAGGACAUUAUAAAAUUUUCAGUCAAGACUGGGUUUAGAGGGCCAGGGGGGAGAGUUGUGUUUCUUGUCUGUCAAUUUUUUGUGGUUUUUUUUAAGGAAAUAUUCUGACUUGUACUAAAUAGGCACUAAACCACUAUUGAUGCCUUUAACUUUACAACACUAGGUUUGUUUCUAGUAUUCUUCAUCUGCUACAAGCUUAUCACUUUGUCAGAAGAGCUGUUUUAUUUACUUAAAAGUAGGAAAUAAGCUUAUAUUCCCAAAUCAGUUUUAUAUCCAGAAGUAUUUUUAUUUCCUCAUUUUUUGUUUAAAGGUUUUGGUUUUUUUUUAAUUUCUCCUUGUCCUCAGUCCUGUUAACGAGCAGCUCAUAGAGACAUGGGCAGCAGUAACAGCAGUUCUGUAUUUCGGAGGUUCUCUUUUUCAGUAGGUUUGAAUGUUAAAUGUAUUUAGGCUUCCACUGGUGUUGGUUUGUCAGAAGUGACAAUGCAAAGUGAUGCUGUUCAGUUUGACACUUGUCUUAUAUGUUUUCCUCAAUCUUAUGACAGCAGCCAUCUAUUGAGAAACGUCAACUAUAUAAAAAACAGCCACAUCAUGUGAUGAUUUUUACCCAUUAGGCACAAGAAUUCUUCACAAGCAGUAUGUUCUGUUGUCUUGCUGCCUUUGGUUUACUGAGAUUGUAUUAUUUAAUAAUACAUUUCCUUCAGACUUAUUUUUUUUCAGCAUUUCAGUAGGUAGGGCUUUCUUUCAAUGGAUUGUGGCAUAAACAUGUGGGUCACAUGGCAUUAGUUUUAUGUCAUUUCAACCUUGUAAACAUUUUCAACAAAACUAUUCUGUAUUAAUUCCUGCUUGUUUCCUCCCUCACCAAAUAGUUGAAUACAGGUUAAAAAUGUUGUAAAACCUGUACCUGCAAUAUUAAGAGACCAACAGUGAUGCUAGCUAGUCUAAAUGAUCAUCAUGGGAGCCUCACCAUUCAGUUUUGGAGCUGGAAGAAAUACAAAUACUUUCUUGCAUUGUAAAGUCUCCUAAGGCUGUGAUCAAGUCAGUCAACAAGCUGUGACUAAGAUUAAAUGCCAGUGGGCACCUACCACUUCUGUAUCUAUUUAGAAAAGUGCAGAACAAAAGCAUGGGAGAGAGUUCCUGGGAAGCCUGUCUCUAGAAGAGUGCACAGAACAGGUAAUGCUUUAAACAGGAAAAAAACUAAUAAAGACAGGAAGCCUUCUACUGGGCUUAAACAUAUGCAUGUUGCAAAACACUGAUCAAACUCCUGAGUUCAAUGUAUUGUAACUUCUAACUCACUAAAUAUUAUUCAGCACCAAAAUAUUUUGCAUCUUGCUUAGAGACGAGAAUUGAAGGUGGGCUUGUCUGUGUUUUUAGUGUUCAGUUUUUAAGAAGCCAUUUCUUUAUAAGCUGACUAAAACUCUUCAUAUUGGCCUGCUGUCAGCUGAGCAAGAAAACAACAGAACCUCAGAUCAGUUUAUACCACUGGGAUACACUGUGAUCCAGGAUGUUUAACUUGAUAAAGAUUGAAGGUUAUCUUAUUUCAGUAAGCAAGAUUGGGACUGGAAAUCCACCCAUCUCUCCUCUCACUUUAUGGGUAGUAUAACUACUUUUCCUCUAGGACUGUAGAAAUCUAGAUGCCUUUAUUUCCUCUGACAUUUUUUGCAUUUAAAAAUUACACCAGAUAAACUUUUGGCAGACACUUAAGCCAGAAAAAGUUAAAGGUUUUUCUCUCCUCUCAUUUUACUUAGCAUUCCAUUCAAGGGGAAGUCUAAACCAUCAGUUUUGCCCAUAAAAACAUAAAAGUAAGUUGGGUUUGUUGGUUUGGUUUUGGUUUUUCUCAGAAUAACAAUCUGUCAGUGGUAAAAAAGAGAAUGCCUGCCUUUUUUUUUUUUUACAAAAAUUUUCCAUGCUGGAAAAAAAUACUGAGUAAUAAAUCCUGUAAAAAUUUGAGUCUGCUAAUAACUGGCAAGUAUUGCAUUUUAAGUAUGCAACCAUAGAGGUAGGAUCUAUUACACACUUAAUAUUACUAUGUGGUUCAAGGCAAUUCCUUGUUACAAAGUAGUGCUGCAAAAUAAAAUACUGCAUGUCCUCAUGGAA
Messenger RNA from Apus apus (common swift), 5404 nucleotides. RefSeq names its product dynein cytoplasmic 1 intermediate chain 2 (gene DYNC1I2). Gene Ontology annotation, cellular component: cytoplasmic dynein complex. Bases 370 to 2259 code for a protein of 629 amino acids. The record is from RefSeq and is a predicted model, not a curated record. Gene Ontology annotation, molecular function: dynein heavy chain binding; dynein light chain binding. Gene Ontology annotation, biological process: transport along microtubule. The transcript has 17 exons. NCBI's taxonomy places the organism in Eukaryota, Metazoa, Chordata, Aves, Apodiformes, Apodidae.